AGCAGUAGCAGCACAGCAGCAGCAGCGCUCUAGUCACUAGGAGCCGUGGCGGCAGAAGCAGCAGCAGCACUAUCAGUCACAGCACAGGCGGCAGCAGCAGCAACAAACUCUCUCCUGUCUUUUUCUCUUCUUUGUGGAGUUGUUUCCUGCUCAGAGGACAAAAGCCAAGGAAGUAGAAGGGAAGUGAUCCAGGGCUGAUAGCUGCCAUCAAAAACAAAACCAAAACGCAGACCUGGCUGCCCCCAUGCCUAUCGAAUUUGUUUGCAAAAUCAAAUUUGCAGAGGAGGAUGAGAAGCAGAAAAGCAAGCAGGAUGGGGACAAGGAGAGCCUGAUCGAGGAGAGCUGCACGCCUCCGGCCAAGGACUUGGCUGGGUUUGCUAACUCCUGCUCCCUUCAUGGGAUUAACCACAUCUUUGUCUCUGGUCGCCUGGGCAUCCGGCAGACUCUCUGGGCACUUGCCUUUUUGACUUCACUGGCGCUAUUUCUGUACCAAGCAGCUAAGUGUGCCAUCUCUUACCUGGAGCACCCUCAUGUCACAGCCCUGAAUGAGGAGGCGACCCCCGAGAUGGUUUUCCCCGCUGUGACCAUCUGCAACAUCAACCGCUUUCGCUUCUCUGCGCUCACCGAUGCCGACAUCUACCACCUGGCUAACUUGACAGGUCUGCCCCCCAAAAACAGGGAUGGGCACAAACCUACAGAUUUAAUGUAUCCUGCCCCUGACAUGCAGGACAUCUUCAACAGGACAGGACAUCAGUUAGAAGAGAUGCUCAUGAGCUGCAAUUUCAGUGGACAGAACUGCUCAGUAGAGGACUUCUCUGUGGUUUACACCAGAUAUGGGAAAUGCUACACUUUUAAUGGCAACAAGACCACAUCGAGGAAAACCAAGCAGGGUGGAAUGGGAAACGGCCUGGAGAUCAUGCUGGAUAUACAGCAGGAUGAGUAUCUGCCCAUCUGGAGAGAGACAAAUGAGACGUCCCUGGAGGCCGGCAUCCGAGUUCAGAUCCACAGUCAAGACGAGCCUCCGUACAUCCACCAGCUGGGCUUCGGUGUCUCUCCGGGUUUCCAGACCUUUGUUUCAUGUCAGGAGCAGAGGCUGACUUACCUGCCCCAGCCCUGGGGGAACUGCCGCUCCACCAGCAAAGAGAAGUUCCCAGGAUACGACACAUACAGCAUCAGUGCCUGUCGCUUGCUCUGUGAGACCAACGAGGUUCUGCGAGUUUGCAACUGCAGGAUGGUGCAUAUGCCUGGAACUGCAGAUAUCUGCCCUCCCAGUAAAAUCAACUGUGUUGACAAAGCACUCGCACAGCUACAGAAGAACAGUGGGGAUACCUGUCCAUGCGAGACGCCCUGUAAUCUCACACGCUACGGUAAAGAGCUCUCCAUGGUCAAAAUCCCCAGCAAGGGCUCAGCUCGCUAUCUCUCCAGGAAAUACGACAAGUCAGAGGACUACAUCAGAGACAACUUCCUGGUCUUAGAUAUCUUCUUUGAAGCUCUGAACUAUGAAACAAUUGAGCAAAAGAAAGCCUAUGAUGUUGCAGGUUUAUUAGGUGACAUUGGCGGUCAGAUGGGCUUAUUCAUUGGAGCCAGCAUCCUGACAAUCUUAGAAAUACUGGACUAUAUCUAUGAGCAGGUGAUCAAGCAUCGGCUACAACGUCUGCUGAGGCCGCAGAAAGAGGAGAAGAAGAACAAGCAGCAGACCAGCACUGUUGCAACAGUGGGUCUGGAGGAAAUGAAAGCAAAGGAGCCUAAUGACAUGACACGGAGUCACCCAGAGGGGGCGUACGCCAACACGAUUCUCCCCAACCACCACCACCCUCACCACCAUCACACUGGGCACCACGGGGUGUUUGAGGACUUUGCUUGCUAGAGCCAGCCGUUGUUUCCAGUCCUGGUGACAACAAAAGAUAUGAGUUGUCUGUGUUGAGCUCAAUCACAGACCCUUGGCGUUUCUGUCGUUCCUUUGCUGUCACCAGUGAGAAAGCUACAGCCAAAGUCAAACACCAAACUUGUGCUGCUAACAAACCACUUGUACGUGCAGUAUGUAGGCACAAAUUGGACACAGCUUUUUCUUUUCUCUCUGUCUCUCUCUCUCUCUGUCUCUCUCUCUCUCUCUCUCUCUCUCUGUUUCUAUGUCUCUCUGUCUCUGGAUGGGACCCCUCUCAGCGUUGACCUGCUUCAUGUGAGAAGUCAGGCAAUUUGUGAUUUCAGGACCAAUUUUUGGUACAUGAUCACUUCAAGGGGACCUGUGGAGGACUGCAUGUCACCUUGAUCCAGUUUAUACUCAAAAAAAGGAAAAGUAUAAUUUAUUUAUUCAGCUAUUUUUUUUUCUGUCUGCAUCCCUCCAUUUAUCUCUCCUCAAACAAUCUCUCCUAUUUCAUGGAAAACACACUGUACCAUAAGAAACCCUUACACAUUAUAAAUUAUGUAAUUAUUUAAAGAGAUACUAUGAUCUAUAUGUUCUAUAUUGUAUACAAGAUGAGAAUACUUGAGCAAGCAAAUCUUAUUCGUGUUACAUCCACCUGAAGUAUGAGGGGAAUAAUUUAGGCUGAAUUGUAUGACCUUGGCUUAGAAGAGCUAGGAGCAUCUUCCCACAUGAUAACACUUUGUCUGGUUGUGGUUGAGGUGUUAGAGAGUAGCACUGUACUUGUACAUAAAGUCCAACUUUAAAAUGAGAAAGUUCUAAAAGUUCUGUUGUAAUUGUUGUUGUUUAUAUUCAGUUAAUAUAUAGCUUAGGUAAUAUUGAUUUUAGUUAUUUGUACAUUUUAGAAAAGACUUUUAUAUGACAAUAGCAAUCACGAUUGUAGCAAUUACUGUACACUUACAAUCAUCAGAUAUGUUAGACCGCCACACAUCAGUACAUCUGUCCGGGUAACAGAAAUGGACUGUAUGGAUCAUGACUAUUAUAUUUAUCAUUUCCUUUUAUAUGUCCUGCUUUUUACCAAACUGUUUAGUUGUUACCUAAACAUUUUCCAGGGCAACACACAAAUCUUUUGCAAAUGGAUGAGCAAUGGAUGAUGUUUUCAGUUAUGACAUGGUUGUACGUAAAUUAUUCUUUCUUAUUUAAUUCAUUUCUGCCCGCCAUCCCACUCUUCACUUUGGUUAGCAUCAUAACUUUAAGCUGACAUAAGCAUAGACACAGAAUUAAAUUUUUGCCAAGUCAUCUCCUUCAGCUGUGCGCCAGAACCACUGUAAAAGUAUAGCAGCUAUUUACAGUGUAGGCCUGGCAUCAAUGUGUGUGUUUGUUUGAAUGUGCACUUUAACAUUUUGCACACAUGACUGAGCACAUUAGACUGACGUGGUUUGGCUGAGCUGAUCCGUGGUUUUUAAAUUCAGAGAAGUUAGGAAGAAAGCUCGGAGAGUUUUAUUGCAGUACUAAGGUUUUUCUCUAAUAAAUCCAGUUCCACAGCUGCACAGAGGAGUGUAAUGUAAACAUUGCUCUGGAGGAUGAAAUAUUUAUAUUGAUUUCCUUAAACCUAAAAGGGCAGGGCAAGGACACCACAGUUUUCUAAGAGCACAAGUUUGCAUAUAGCUGGAAUAAAAAUGGAGACCUUACAUUAAUUAAUUCAUAGUGACAUUGGUCCUCAUGAUGGAAGGUCAGCUUGCUCUGUAGCCGUCUUCAGCCUUUUCCACUGCAUGAACUUAACAAACUGUUACACAACCAGACCUCUCAAGAACUUGUGAGGAUUUGGUUCAAGGUUCUUCCUUGCAUGAAUCUUUUCACAUUUGGAUUUACACUGUUAAAAAGGCAACAGCAGUACCAACUAUUCUUUGUCAUAUAACAUAAACUCGGAAGGAAAGUUACGUAAAUGGUUAUGAGACAGACAGUGAUGGAGGAAUUGCUGCAGAUAUUGACACUAGGACCAGCAGAGGCCAGUCAGUGAUAUGACGCCAAAACUUAGAGCCACUUCAAAUUUUUCAGUUGUGCUGCUCCACAUACAUAGAUGCGGUCGUAACAUGGCAGUUACUGUUGUUGUGUUUGUUGUAGUCUCACACAUCUGACAUCAAUUAUAGUUGUCAGCACUUCUGGCAAACCCCAAAAGUACCUCGAAUUCACUUAAACUUCUUGGACAAUGCUGAAAAUUUGUUCCAGGAACUUUUCCCCAAAACAGAUGAGGAACAAUGGAAACAAAAGCAGAACCUUUGACAACGGCUACAUGUCAUGUUUCGUUAAGUUUGUGCAGUGGAAAGGGCUUCACUGUGGGUUACCCACCAAACAGUUAGUACUGAAGUUCUAAGACUAGCUGGACAAACGAGCUAACGUAGCAUGACCUGACACCAGUUAGUUUGGGCUUCAUAAUGUAGUCUCUUUUCAUACCCUUUUGCUUUCAUGACUGGGCUUCAAUCUAAACUUAUGCUACAGUCAGACUUGCCUUGUUUUUUGCAAGUAUAUGCUCAGCUCACUUAACUGAGAAUCAAGUAUUCAGAAUGAUGUUUGAUGAACUCUGACCUGCAAAAUGUUAAACUCGUUGCAUUAUUGGUGCGUUAUAAUUUCUCUUGUUGUCCCAUCAUUUAUUUAUAUAUUGGCCUAUGUUAAGAUAAAAGCAGCAUAACAGCUAACUCAGCCUGAUUCACAUUCAGUUGUCACAUGGGAAUACAUGUUCUAAAUCACAAAGCAAAUGCUUUUAUCUUGGUUAAGAUGUUUAAAGCAUGUUCAUAAUUUGCUAUCUUGCUGGAAUUUGGUCUUGUAAGUGUGAAAACAGACACCACAUAUCUGAAAACAGAGUGUGAACAAAAAUUGUUGGACUAAAUUUUCUUCAAGUUACUGCACAAUGCCAGUGGCAGACAAUCCACUUUUAACAUUUGUCUGGGAAAUGUAUGACAUACUUCAAAUCACAGGUUACCAUGUUUACAAAUGAUGAUGUAAUUAUUUUUCUGUUAAUUUGAUUGGUGCAUUCUGUUGCCACAAUAUCGCUAUACAUCACUUUUGCUCACAGUGAAAUUCCACAGUCCUCCAUCUGUCAAAUCCCCUCCUCCUGUCAAGUAAUCAUGUGCUAUACAUGGGUGUUUAAUAUUCAUAAUCAUGUGUCACUUUGACAUUUUCAAAAGGUUCCCAAUCACAGUCUCUGAUGGCAUCCUGUACAGGCUCUGCAUAACAAUCUGCUCCUCUGUCAUCAAUAAUUGUAGCUAUCCUCAGACAAGUCACAGGGGCUGGUGUGCUGAGAUGAAUACAGGGCUGAUUUACCACUGUAGAGUUUAGUUUGAAUGGUAUAGCCUGGAGUCGAUGUAGAAAAGGUUUUUUAUCCUUGACAUGCUGUGUUUAGCUGCACUGGAAAACACAACCUGAUUCAUUCUGUAUCCAAAAGCCUUUAAAAACACAGAUGAGUUGAUGUUAUAACAGCAGUCUGUGUGAGGUGCCACAGGACUGAGAGGUGGGCAGCAGGUCUUUACUGUAGCAGAUGGGACAACUUCCCUGCUUGAUAACAUGUAGCUUAGCUCACAUUCCUGAGAUUCCUCGAGCCUCUGCUCUAAUCUCCCGUCUUGCACAGCUCUUUAAGUCUACCUUUUUAUAGCUCCAUGACAUUCAGCCUGUGUAUGCUUAUUACAUUAUACAUAAAAAUCAAUUUAAUCCAACCAGCCAACAAUGUUAAUUUCUGAAUAGCUGCUAUUUGUCCUUUUUUUUUUUAGCUGAAUAUUUUUAGCUGAGACCUGAGAGGUCAUCUGAGAAAAGUAUUAGUGCAGGGAGAUGCAAGCAGCUGUCAGGAAUUCAUAAGGAAUUUCAUCCCAUAUCUGACAGAAAUGGAAAUGGACCAUCACUGCAGUAACAAGAAACGCUUACAUUUUGUAAAGAAGUGUGAUCUUGUGAUUAUAUCCUCUGUUAGAACACAUUUUAUAAAUGUUAAAUAUGGUAAAUACGAUGACCAUUAAAGUUUAGAUAAAAACCAGUGCUUUCUAAAUAUAGAGCCAAG
Molecule: messenger RNA, 5906 nt
Organism: Seriola aureovittata
Lineage: Eukaryota; Metazoa; Chordata; Actinopteri; Carangiformes; Carangidae
Gene: asic4a
Product: acid-sensing (proton-gated) ion channel family member 4a
Exons: 10
Coding region: 245-1867 (540 amino acids)
Biological process (GO): sodium ion transmembrane transport
Cellular component (GO): membrane
Molecular function (GO): ligand-gated sodium channel activity
Source: RefSeq, a predicted model, not a curated record